AUGGGCGAACCAAAGAAAGGAACAAUCAAGUACCGCAACAAAGAAGGCACCCUCGACGCCUCAGCCCUUCUCUGGCGCGCCCUCACAUCCGAAAAGCCAGAAGUCAUGCGCAAAUACAUCACCAAGGACGCCGUCCUCUGCGAACCAGACCAAAAGGUGUACUCACCCCGCACCGAGCCCUCUCUCGACGAGUACAUGGAGGAGGGCUACGAGCCAUGGACGGCAUACAAGAUUCACGAUGAGCCCGAGUUCGUAGAGAUCGACCUCAUGGCCUCGGCGCUGAAUUACCGCGUCACUGCAUGGAAGCUUCAGAAUGGGGAGAUGAAGGCGACGGAGGCUUGGUGUCAUAGUGUCUUUAGACAAGGACCUGGAGGGGAUUGGAAGUGUUGUCUUCAUCAUAUGGCCAAGGUCUAA
Fusarium redolens is the source of this 414-nucleotide messenger RNA. RefSeq lists its product as uncharacterized. Lineage: Eukaryota; Fungi; Ascomycota; Sordariomycetes; Hypocreales; Nectriaceae. Bases 1 to 414 code for a protein of 137 amino acids. The record is from RefSeq and is a predicted model, not a curated record. The transcript has a single exon.